Paramisgurnus dabryanus is the source of this 1948-nucleotide messenger RNA. RefSeq names its product adaptor related protein complex 5 subunit sigma 1 (gene ap5s1). Gene Ontology annotation, cellular component: AP-type membrane coat adaptor complex; lysosome; late endosome. NCBI's taxonomy places the organism in Eukaryota, Metazoa, Chordata, Actinopteri, Cypriniformes, Cobitidae. The record is from RefSeq and is a predicted model, not a curated record. Gene Ontology annotation, biological process: endosomal transport; double-strand break repair via homologous recombination.
GGUCAGCUGACCAACAGUCAUGUGACCGCAUGCGGAAAUAAAUAUACAGAGUCCCAUGUCAAAAGGCAGUGUAAAUGUUUAAUGUAAAUUUGUUCAUUUCAACGUUUAUUUUAGUACAUGCAUCUCUUGUCUGUACACAUCUGGCACAAAAUUGUUUACUUAAGCUGUUUAUAAAAUCUGAAGUCUGAAGAUAUGGUGGUAUGUUUCUUGAUCCAUACGGUGAGUCCGGUGAACGCGCUAUCGGCUGGGGAGAGUCGUAUACUGUACGCGCGCGUGUUUGGACCGCAGACCGGAGAUGCUCGUGACUAUACUCCUGAACAAAGACGACUGAUGCAAAAAGAGAAACUUCACAUUGUGGCCAGGCAGGUGCAGAGUGCUGUGACUCUGAGUUGGGAGGCCUCAGGCAAUCCAUGUCCAGAGGCUGCGCUGGGUGAAGAGGCUGCUGCACUUGGUGAAGCUGAGUGUGGGGUGUUUUCUUUGGGGAAUGCAGAGCUGUUUCCUGAUCGAAGUGUUGUUUUGUGGCUAAGUGUGCAGUCUCUAGCAUUCACUCUGGUCUGCAGACCUCAUGAGAAUCUUCUACUCGCAGAGGGCGCGAUUCGCAACAUCGCACGCCACUGUUUGGAGGAACUACGUCUGCUGGGACCUGGUACUGAGAUGUUGCUGAAGAGUGAUCGAGUGGAUGCAAUGUUGCACAGACUCCUUCCUCACGGUCAGCUCCUCUUUCUCAACCAUCGUUUUGCCUUCAGCCUGGAUAAAGAGAUGGCAAGCUACGCGAGCAAAUGAGAGCGUUUGUAUUUCUAUGUUUACACCUGCAAGUGUUUGCCACUUAUUUUGAGAGUAAUGUAUGGCGUUUCUGAAAUUAAAAGUUAAAGAGACCUCUUCUUAGGUGUGCACUUGUGAUGCUCAUAGAAUGUGUGUGAGAAGAAGAUAACAUCCACAUAAUAUUCCUGUAAGGAUAAAAGACACAUUGAUGGCAGUUUGACUUAAGUGUCAAUCUAAAAUGAGUUCACACCAAAAAUCAGGUGAUUCUCAGUUUCAUCACAUAUGGGUUUUGUAGCUAUUGUCAUCUGCAAUCUGCAUAUUGCUCACAAUUGAACAACUGUGCAUACCUGUGCAGCUCUUCACUAGAGGGCAGUGUUGCAUUAUUUUGAUAACCGUGUAUGUGUGUGUGUGUUGCUGUCAAGUGCUUAGCAAUUCGAAUAAUCCUUUAUCACUUUCAUCUCAUAUAUUUCAGUAGAUCACAGCAGUGUGUCUGCCAACAAAUCUGAAACCGCUGAUUGACAAGUCUGUGAAGCCUUCAUAACUAGGGCAACAAAACAACCACACAAUUUCAGAAAAUCCAUUUUUAGACUCAUUUAACAAUGAUGAGUUGCCUUUGUCACAAUCCUGCACUUUAUAUGAAAUGAGUGUGAGGAUGUUUAAGUCCACUUACAGUAAGUGUGAGCCAGGUCAUAACUCACGAGUAUUAUGGUUCAAUAUGUUGACUGGUGAGUGUCUCUCAUGUCGUUUGUCUUACAGACUGUCUGAUAGUUUGUGUUCUGUCUGCAUUUAUCAGGACAAGAACACUGUUAUAGUUAUGUACUCCAAAACUGAAGUGUUGUUCAGUGACCCUCAGAUUAAAACUUUACACAUUAACAGCAGAAUCAAAGUGGCAAAUAACUGAAAUAUAUGCAUUGUUGCUAUUGCUAGUGUAGAUAUUUCAAAAUUUCUUAUGACUUAUGCUUUAUUUAGGUCAUAUUAUACUUUUGAUGUUUUUUUUGUUGAGGGUCGCCUAUGUUGUAGUUAUAAAAAUGUAUAGCCGGUUCUUAUGUGAAAACUUUGAUUAAUUUCAGAGUUUUUUGUAAAAUUCUAAUUGGAAAAGCUGUUGUAAUUUUACAUUAAUGUACCAAGUUGUUGUGUUACUUGGCAGCUGCAAACCCGUUUGAUUAAUAAACAUAACAUGACAGAG